Contarinia nasturtii (swede midge) is the source of this 1457-nucleotide messenger RNA. RefSeq names its product acetylcholine receptor subunit alpha-type acr-16-like. Gene Ontology annotation, cellular component: synapse; postsynaptic membrane; neuron projection. Gene Ontology annotation, biological process: monoatomic ion transmembrane transport; regulation of membrane potential; chemical synaptic transmission. The coding region runs from base 96 to 1397 and encodes 433 amino acids. The transcript has 8 exons. Lineage: Eukaryota; Metazoa; Arthropoda; Insecta; Diptera; Cecidomyiidae. The record is from RefSeq and is a predicted model, not a curated record. Gene Ontology annotation, molecular function: acetylcholine-gated monoatomic cation-selective channel activity; transmembrane signaling receptor activity.
UGUCACCAAGUGAAGAUUAUUGUUCUUUUAGUCACAUCAAAAUUAUUUUUAUUUUUUGUUCUUUAUUUGGUUUUUCAGUUGGAAUUUUCUCAAUAAUGAAAUGUUAUUUAUUAUUAUUCAUCAAUAUUUUUAUCGUUAUACAAGUUAUAAGUUGCAUGGAAGAUGGUGGCAGCGAUCCCAAUCGAAGAGGUAAUAAACCGAUUUGGAAUGAAACAUACGCGGAUGCUUUGAAACGUGACCUUCUAAUGUCGUACGACAAAUUUGCAAGACCACAAAAUCAUGCCACAAAGGUGGCAAUUGGCAUGACAAUCAAACAUGUGGACUUUGAUGAGGCAACAUCGAUUUUCACGGUUUAUGCAUGGUUUGUUAUGAAUUGGAACGAUGACAAACUCAAAUGGAAUAAAAGUCAAUAUGGAAAUUUGAGCAAACUCGGGUUGGCGCAACAUGAGAUUUGGCAACCGGAUGUGACUCUGUAUAAUUCUAUUUCACCGAACUUUGACUUAUAUGGAACGGCCCAUUUUAUAGUUGAACCCGAUGGAAAAGUUCUUUGGGUGCCACCCGCUAUAUUCAAAGUACUUUGUGAUUCAAAUCUGCGCAAUUGGCCAUUUGAUUCGCAUCAAUGCACUUUAAUAUUUGGAUCAUGGAUCUAUGAUGGACGUGAAAUUGAAUUGGAACGAAAAGAAUCAAACGGAUCACUUCUUGAACUUUAUGUGGAAAAUACUGAAUGGGAAAUAACGAGUAUUCAAGUUGGGCGAACGGUUAAAUUUUAUCAAUGUUGUCCAGAACCGUAUAUGGAUAUACAGUAUAAUAUUACAAUAGCUCGACGUUCAUCUAUUUUCCAAAGUGUUAUCUUGGCACCGGGAUUUAUCGUAAUUAUACUUACCUUACUUACAUUUUGGCUACCGGCUCAGUACGGCGAGAAAAUCCUUUUGAAUGGUAUCGUCGCUUUGAUAAUUGUUCUAUUCUUACUGUAUAUUUCCCAAAACUUAAAUAUAAUGGCUUCACAUACGCCGCUCAUCGUUUUGUUCUACAAUCACGCGCUGUAUAUGGUGUGCUUUUCAACGCUGAUUUCAGUUAUUGUGAUAAAUUUAACGCGAUUGAAGCAUCAACGAAUUCUACCAUGGAUUAUUAAGAAGCAUUUGGAUGGAAAGUUUGGCAGUAUUUUAUUUUUGGAUCACAUUAACGAUACGGAGAGUGAUCAAAAUGCGUCUAGAUUCCGAGAGCACCCAUUCGACGAACCUUCAGCCAAUGAUGAUCAACAAUUUAUUCAACAGUGUCGCAGUGGAAAUAGUUCAUUGAAAAGGGAUUACUUGAAAUUAGCGGCUGCUAUUGAUAGAAUUGGAUUCAUCCUUUAUCUGUUUAUAUUUAUAAUAUUUUCUAUUGCAUACUCAGUUUAAUUUCUUUUUUGGUCAUCGAACAAACAAAAUUAAAACAUUAAAAAAUGAUCAAAUCUAAAA